AUGAACCUCGAACAGGGAUGUGAAUCAGUGAGUGUUAGUUCUAACUGCUAUUUAAUAGUUAGUACUUCUUCAACUCUUUCACUCACUUCAGUUGGAGACUCCCUAGGCAAAGUUGUUGUUCAGAAUGGUGCUACUCUUACCGUCAAAUCUAUGAGUGGUGUUCAAAUUAGUAAUCGUGGGACUCUCAUUUUACAAGGGGCUCAAAGUGGAAAGGUAUUUAGUUCUGGAAUUAUAACAAUUUCUGGAAGUGUUAGUUUAGAUUAUAUCUCAAUAAGUUCUAGUGCAAAAGGAUCUAUUAAUUUUAAUGAACAAGUUAAUUCAGAAUAUAACGUUAUUUUUAAACAAGCUAUUCUGUCAAAAGGAUUUACUGUGUCAGCACCUUAUAAACUAACUAUUAAUAAACUUGGAUCUGAUAGUUCUGAAGAAGUUAAAGUUACUUCUGCACAAUUUGAUAUAACAGUAUUAUCAUAUGAGAGUGAUAUCAUAUAUUAUUUGUAUCAUAAUAGUCUUAGCUUUACAGCAGGAAAUGUUUUAAAUAAAGAUACCAAAAAUACAAUUAAAUGUUACCAAAAUACAUUUAGUACACUUUCUGGAGCUGCCAAAUCUAAUGCUGCAUGUCCAUGUUCAUUGUCUAAUGAUCUUUGUGAUUUAACUAUUUCACAAAGUGGUAGUAUAGGGUCAGGAGAGUCUCAUUAUAAUACAUUAACAAUUGAUGGAACAGAAGAGAUUACUCUUAAAGGGAAUAGUGACUCAAUAUUAAUAAUUUCAUCUCUUGAUCUUAAAACAAGUAUUACAUUUGAUUCAUUCAAAAAGGUUAUUAUUUAUGGACAAUCAUCAAGUAGUGGUAGUAUAAAUAUUUCUGUUAAAGAAAGUGUAGAGGAAUUUUCUAUUUUUAAUAGUGCUUCUACCAAGAUUGACACAUCUGCUAAUAGUUUCACAAUUGAAUCUGUAGCUAAAGAAGUAGUUGGAUUGAAUAUUCACAAAGGGAAUGUGAACAUUCUUUCAGACAAUAAGUUUAAAAUUCUUGUAGAAGAAGGGAGUGUUACUUUUAAAGGAAGUAAAUUUGAAGAUGAAGAAGUUACUCUUAACUCAGGGUAUCUUGAUAUUACUGGUGUUGAGAUUUCUAAAAGCAGUACUUCAACAAUAAAGUUAGGUCCUAACAGUUAUAUCAAAAUCAAACCAAAUGCAACAACUAUUGAUGAUAAAUUUAUAGUUACUUCUUUAGAAAAUAACAAAGACAAUUUAUAUCUUUCUUGCGAUUUGAGUUAUAUUAGACUUAGUACUAACAAUGAAGAAAGUUGUUUGUGUUUGUAUAAUGAUCCAAUUAACACAUAUCUUAAUUGUGGUUCAUUCUAUUCUGUUGGUUCAGGAGACCUUAUUAUAGAUGAAAAAGAUGAAAACGUUAAUAACCUUAUUACAACAAAAUUCACUUUUGGACAUGACACUCUUAUUCUUGGUGGUACUGAUUUUAGUUCACUGGUAUUUAGUGUGCUUGAUAUGAAUGGUAAGAGUAAUGUUGUUAUUAAGUCUUCUUUAGAUAGUCGAUUUGAUCUUACAAUCUCAGAGUUCACAAAUGUUCCAAAGUAUUUAACUUUUGAAAAUAUAAAUCUUAAACUUCCAACAGAAUUUGUAUUUUCAGAUGGUCAAGUGCUUAUAUUGAAGAAUUCUAUGGUUUCAUUUGGUCAUGAACAAAAAUUCAAACGAAUUGAAAUGGACCAUCGUAGUAGUAUUAAGAGUAACAGCGGUAACAUUAAUGCAGAAAUAAUUCAUUUUGAUUUCUCAGGGCUUAAUGCUGAUGUUAAAGAACCACUUAUUGAACUAGGAACCGAAUAUUAUUUAGUUGUUAGUAAAUUUAUUAAUUACGUUAAUAGUACUAGCUCAGAUAAUCAUUAUCUUGUCAUUACUAAAAAUACUGAUUUUAAGAAUUAUAAUGGUGAUGUACCAAAUGGACUCUCUCUAAAAUGUACGAAUAGGGCUCUUAUGUAUAUAAAAUCAGCUGAUGGUAUUUCUAAUAAUUUCAAGUGUUCUGAAAUCGGACUUGGAGUCAAACAGUGUGUCAUCAAAAGUACUGAUAUCGAAGGUAAUAGCAUUGAUUUGUCAUUACCAGAUUCUUAUGAAAAUAAUAUUGAUCAAGGAUGUCCAUGUAGACAUGAUAUCUCUGAAUCAGCAGAUAGUUGUGAUGUUACUUUUAAUAGCGAGGGUAAUGAUAUUUUAUUUACUUCUUCUAAAAAUGAACAAACAUUCUCUGUUAUGGAACUUCAUGCUAACAGCGUUAAUUUCCAAAUCAACAAAUUUAUUGUUAAUAAACUCUUGUUGUCUUCUAAUGUUGAGUUUAAUACUGCUGGUGGUGUUAAGAUUACCACACUUGAAACAAGUAAAAAUGCUAAAAUUGUGUUUCAUCAUCAGUCUACACUUGGUAAUACUAAAAUUCAUUCCGGUAGUACAUUAGAUAUAAAAUGUGAAACUGAUACAUUCUUUGAAGGUAACAUUAAUGUAUUAGAUAACAGUAAUAAACUGAAAAAAGAUGAUGGCACCACUAAAGAAGAGGCAAGUGGAAUAUUUAACGUGGAAGUUGAUUCAGAGUUAACAAUUAGAAAUGGUUCAACAAUUAUUGUUAAUAGUCUUAUGAUUCAUAAAAACAAUGAGACACAAUCUCAUAUUACUAUAAGUAAAGAUUCAAAAAUAGUAUUUGUUAAUGGUGCAAAAUUGAAAUAUGAUAUGACUGUAUUUACUUAUAAAACGAUUUUUGAUUUUGAUGAUGUGAGUCAAUUUGACGCUAGUCAUAUUGAAUAUAGUCAAACAGGUGAUACACAUACUUGCAGUGCACUUGCAAGUAUUAGUACUUCUAGUAAUAUUGAUGGAAACAGUAAAAAUUCUCUUGACCAAAAUUUCUUUGAUGUUGGUUGUAAUCCAUUAAAAAUUAUUUUAUGCCCACAAUCAUUCGUCAAUAAUUAUGCAUGUGAAGGAAGAAUUGAUUGUGUGUUUAGUAGUUCAAGUAAAAGUGAUACAUUAUCUGCAGGAGAUUCGAGUUCAUAUGAAAAUUCAGGAGUUAAUUGUCCAUGUGGUAGAGAAGAUCAACAAUCAUCUAAAUAUACAUCAGCCUGUUCUGUUUCUAUUCCUAAUACAUUAAGUGAUAAGAAUAUUACUGAUUUCUUUGGGCAUUUUGUUGAUAUUAGAAUUGAUUCCUCUAUUUUUAUUUUUGUAACUAGUUCAUCUGUUGAUGUCCAAAAUUUAAUUCUUAGAGGCACUGUUCAUUUCAGUAAAAGUGAAAGUGAUACAAGUGAAACAACUGGUAAAAUUACUGCUGGUAGUAUAGAUGUUUAUACUAAACAACCAACUAAAGUUUAUUUCGAGAUUCCUUCUGAAGUAAAGUCAGCUAAGACAAAAGAGUCAAGUGUACUCUUUUCUUUCCAUGAUGAAACAAUAUUCAGACUUGGUAACGCUGAUAAUACAACUGUUGGUAUUGAACCAGGAAGUUCUAUUACUCUUAACCUGAAUGGUGUACCUAGUGAUAAAAGUAUUGAACUAAGCCUUGGAACAGAUAUGAAAGAUGCAAGUCUUGCUCUUAUGGCUAAAAAACCUUUACGUUUUACUAGUGAUGUUAUUGUAAAUAAAUUAACACUCAGUAGAUCUCAGUAUUCAGGAGAACAAGACUCUAGUAAUAUUCCAUUCUUCCUUGAUGUUGGAGAUGAUCAUGCAUUUAAAGUACAAAGUCUUUCUGUUGUUCCAUUGGAAGUUAUUAAAUAUCCAAUUGUUCAAGCAUCUGAUAUUGAAUAUGUUUAUGUUGGAGAUUUCCAAAAGAGUUUAUAUCUUAUGGAUGAGUUCAAAAGUGUUUUGUAUUAUAAAGGAGAGACUUCUCAAAGAAAAGAUGAAAUUGUAUGUGUUUUAAAUUACAACAACCCUGUUAAUGGUCAUGUUAUUUAUAAUGACUCUGAUAUAUAUGAUUAUGACUUACUUAGUUGGAAUAGAAGAGGAUGUCCAUGUGAUGGAGGACAAUGUACCUUAAAAAUUAAUGAUGAAAUAAAACCAUCAGUUGACAAUGAUACUGUUGCUGUUUUUGGAAUUAAUGCAACUGCUUUAAGUACAUGGGAAAUUGAUAUUGAUAAGAAUGUUGAAUUAGGUGAAGGAAAGGCUGUUGUUGAUAAAAUGGUUGUUUCAAAUGUCAAAACACUUACAUUUAGAAGACUCACUGGUUCUAUUUCAUUAUUGAAUUAUGUUCCAAAGACUGUAGAGUCUGGAGAAAGUGUUAUUCCAACUUGUUAUGACAUUAAUGUUGCUGAUGUUAAUUCUUCUUUCAAGGUAGAGUCUAUCCAAACAAGUAAUACUGCUCCUUAUAAGCCUUCAGGUUCUGAAACUAGUUAUAGUGCUAGUUCUAGUCUUACAUUUAUGCAGAAUUCUGCUAGUUUUUCAUUGACCUUUGAUGAUGAAGGUGUUUUCUUCUCUUCUGUUGUUGCUACUGACUCUAAACAAGUUAGGUUGGGUAGUAGUGAAUCAUCAUCUAUAAGCUCUCUUAUUCAUACAAUGAAAUUAAUAAGGUCAUCUAUCUAUUUUGAGAAAGGACAAUGGGACUAUGAAGCUAAUACUUUAGAUGUUGAGUUAAAUUCCCCACAAACAUUCCCAAUUGUCUUUGCUCCUUCUUCUAAUGUUAGAUUUAGAGAUGUUCAGGUCAUUGUUCAUAUUCCAAGUAUUUCUCUUAAUGAACCACUUUAUUUAUUCCGUGUAACAUCAAGUGAUUAUAUUGCAAAUAACAACAUCACAGUAGUUGUUACUACUGAUCCUAUUGAUACUGAUAAUAUCAAGACUACCAGAAAAGAAGAUUCUUCUGUAGAAUAUGAAUUUGUUCAAGUCUGUUCAAUUUAUCUUGCUAUUGUACCUAAAGGAUAUAGUAUUGAAAGUUGUCCAAAUGAUCCAUGUGGUACUAAUGAUGCAGUUCUUAUACAAAACAUUACUAACGACGAUGUUCCAACUUGGGUAAUUGUUAUAUUAGUUAUUGUUGGUGUCAUUAUUAUUAUUAUAAUUAUCCUCUUCAUUGUCUUUAUUGUAGUUGCCCGUAUGUUCUUGUUAAGAAGAAAGAAUAAUAAAGUCUUUGAUGAUGAUGACAAUAUUUUCUACCAGACUGCUGAAGAAACUACAGAAAAGGAUGAAGGUUCUAAUGAAGAAAGCCAAUCUGCUGAAUCAGGAAGUGGAUCUGGUUCAUCUUCAGGAAGUUCUUCAGGUGCUGGUUCUGAAGAAUUAGGAAGUGGAUCUCAGUCUGGAAGUAAUUCUGAAAGUGAACAACUUGAAGAAAGUAAAAAGGAAGAUGAUAGCUCAAGUGGUUCAGCUCCAGAGUCAAGUGAAGAAGAUGACGAUGAUUAA
Molecule: messenger RNA, 5355 nt
Organism: Entamoeba nuttalli P19
Lineage: Eukaryota; Evosea; Mastigamoebida; Endamoebidae
Exons: 1
Coding region: 1-5355 (1784 amino acids)
Cellular component (GO): membrane
Source: RefSeq, a predicted model, not a curated record